This is a messenger RNA of Dicentrarchus labrax (European seabass), 4519 nucleotides long. RefSeq lists its product as uncharacterized. The transcript has 13 exons. The coding region runs from base 391 to 2190 and encodes 599 amino acids. Gene Ontology annotation, biological process: sodium ion transmembrane transport. NCBI's taxonomy places the organism in Eukaryota, Metazoa, Chordata, Actinopteri, Moronidae. The record is from RefSeq and is a predicted model, not a curated record. Gene Ontology annotation, cellular component: membrane.
CCGCCGGAGAGUGGAGGAAGACAUCUGCACUUAUGUCACAUAACACAAGACUGAGUUAGCUGAAUUGGGAACAGACGUGGUGGGCUCUGCAUGUUGCAUGUUACCGGCGGUCACUGAGCUGUUAGGCCAUCCUUUCUGCCUUAAUGGCGCUUAUUAUAGGCUCUCUUUAAAAAGAACUCAUCGUUGUUAAGUAACAGACCUUCAGGUGGUUUCAUUGUCGGUCUGAUUAUAUCAUCAGAGGAGAUUCAUACCUGAGGAUAACUCGUCGGAGUUUAUUCGAAACGGAAUCGAUGCAAUUGGUUCAGUCUAAAUUCAACCGGAUUUGUUAUUUUUCGGAUGUGUGACACAGUGUAGCGCCGCCCGAUUGUCACUUACCGCUAAUAAACUACCAUGGAGGUCGGGGCCGACAAUUCAAAGAUGCCAUCUGAUGAGAGAGAUUAUGCUCUGAAACCCUUAGAUUUCAAAGCGAUCGCAGAGAGGAGUGCGGAAGCCGAGGCGCAGAGACCCACAUGGAGUGGGCGGCUGGAUUUCAUCCUGGCAUCGGUGGGCUACGCGGUGGGACUGGGCAAUGUCUGGAGGUUUCCCUACCUUUGCUAUAGCAGUGGCGGAGGUGCCUUCAUGAUCCCUUAUCUCACCAUGGUGAUCCUGUGUGGCAUUCCCCUGCUCUACAUGGAGUUUGCUAUUGGGCAGUACUCUCGUUUAGGGCCCGUGCAUGCUUUCGCCAAAAUCUGUCCCUUGUUUAAAGGUGUUGGUCUGGCCACAGUCGUUAUCUCCUUUGUGUUCUCCACGUACUACAAUGUGCUCAUGAGCUGGGCACUUUUCUACCUGUUCAACUCAUUCAAGGCGGUCCUCCCCUGGACGUCCUGCAACAACACCUGGAAUGCCGUCGGCAACUGUUCCAGCGGUUUCCCCGGGAACAACACACACCUCCAGUCAGCCAGCCAACAGUUCUUUGAUCACAGGCUUCUGGAGAAAACCAGUGGCAUUGAAGAAGCCGGUGGCCUUCGCUGGGAACUCUUUGGUUAUCUCUUCAUUUCCUGGGUCAUCGUGUAUUUAUGCAUAUUCAAAGGAGUCAAAUCUACUGGCAAGGUUGUGUAUUUCACCGCUGUGUUUCCGUACUUCAUCCUGUUUGCCCUGCUCAUUAAUAAUGUGCAGCUGCCUGGAGCCAAGAAUGGUAUCCUCUACUUUGUGACGCCUGUCUGGAGCAAACUGUUUGAAGUGAAGGUUUGGGUUCAUGCAGCUGCCCAGGUGUUUAACUCCAUUGGAAUAGCAUUUGGCUCCAUGAUUUCGAUGGCUAGUUACAACAAGUUCAACAACAACAUCCUCAGGGAUGUUUUGAUUGUAUCAUUUACCAACUCAUUCACAAGCAUCCUGGCUGGCUUUGUGAUCUUCUCGGCUAUUGGCUACAUGGCUCAUGUACACAACCUCCCAGUGGACAACAUAGCUACAGAUGGUCCUGGUUUGGUGUUUGUUGUGUACCCUGAAGUCCUCUCCACAAUGCCAUUCUAUCAGCUGUGGGCCCCUCUGUUCUUCUUUAUGCUGCUGUGUCUGGGCCUGGACAGCCAGUUCGCUACAGUGGAGGUCGCCAUAACGUUCAUAAAAGAUGAGUUCGGCCCCGUAGUUCUGCGUUUCCUGAAGAGAGAGGAGCUGCUGACUCUGGCAGUGUGCAUUGUUUGCUUUAUCCUCGGGCUUCCUCAUGUUACAAAGGGAGGUAUCUAUGUGUUUCAGCUGAUGGAUCACUACACCGCUGUGGUUUCGCUCGUGUUUCUGGCUUUUUUUGAAGUUGUAGCUGUCUGCUGGAUCUUUGGUGUCCCAAGAAUCUCUUUAAUGAUUGAGAGGAUGCAAGGAAAAACCCCAAACAUCUACUUUCGUCUCUGUUGGCUGCUGCUCUGUCCUAUGUUGGUGCUGAUUAUACUGAUCUCCAGCAUUGCCCAGUACACUCCUGCUCACUAUGGGAAGUACAAAUACCCAUUGUGGGCUGAAUGGGUGGGUUGGGGUGUCUCACUGGUCUCUAUAGUGUGGAUCCCACUUGGAGCAAUUCAAGAGAUGUAUAACAACAAAGGCUCAUUUCUUGAGAGACUUAAAACAACAAUGACCUCCACAAUAGACCUGGAUGCUGAGGAUUCCCUGCCAGAGAAACAAAACCUAGACAACCCGGCGUCUGACACCUUGAUCAGUUCAGUGGCAUGACCAGGAAUACAGCCAAAGCCAUGUCUAUUCAUCGUUACAAACCAAACCUUGUCAUACGGUGUUGAAUAAGGGUGCUGUUUGGUGAUGUACAACUGUAUUUAUACUCUUUACGUUUCUAUCAUAAAAUUAUAAUCGUAUCAUAUUUCCUCUACCAAAGGAUGGACUGGAGUGCCGUAUCUUAAACCUACAUUUAUAGUACCACAUUUAAAGUAAUUGCAUGAAAACGCCCUUCACUUUGUGCAAAGUGUAUAAUGAAAAGCUGAGAUUUCGUCCACCAACUAAAGGUCAAUUUAAUUUAAUUUAAUAUAAGUUAGGUAAAAGUGAUCAUGUGCCCUGUCUUUACUAUGCAGGUGCCAAUCCAAACCAAAGAUUUCAAUGAUUCCCCCCUUUGGUUGAUUAAUCAGUGAAAAUGUCUGGCGUAUGCAGUGACGUUUUCUCUUGCAAUGUGUGAUAGACGUCAGCGAGUUUGUGUGGUGUAAGAGUUUACUACUCAUCUAUGGCAGAGGCAAUCAGGAGCUUAUUAACUUUUUUGUUUAAUACAUCUGUAGACUAAAUCCUUUUAAUCAAACACUUCACAGAAACCUCUAAUCGCUGCAGGAACAUGCAGUCCUCUUUGUCCACAACCAGUGUUAUCUUUGUGGGCCAACCCAUAAUGCAUUGUGCCGUUUUUUAACAUUCGCUAAUGUUCACUUCCCUCAUGUACAAUAGUGGUUAGUGAGUGAUGCGAUGAGGGCAGCAGGUUAAUGUUAUACCCAAGUGUCCUGAACUCAAAUGAACGUAAAUCAGCGCUUGGAGUUUUUCAUCUUUACAGACUGAAGAAUUUGUUUUAUUUCAUAGUAAUGCAUUUGACUUUAUUUUUAAACUAUCUUGGAGCAGACAACUCAGUUUUAGAGAUUAUGAAGGUGCCUUUGAUCUAAGUCUAUGAAGUGGAAUUGGACUAAUGAAGGCAGAUGAUCUGCAAGAGGGCAACACUUAUCUGGUAAUCUGGAAACUCUCCAUUCAGAGUCCCAUAUUCUAUUGACCCAAAACCUGCAGUUAAUCACUGACUGUUUUAUCUCACGCUUCUUAACAGAAAAGGAGGCUAUAAAAGUUUACCAUGGUGGAAACAUAAUUUAUUUUACUCAAGCUUUAACUUUGAGAUUGUACUGUAGUGUUAAGUGAUGUUUUUUUUAAUGGUUGACCUCUCUGAGAGCAAGAGGAGUUAGUUUGAACCAGAUCCUGUAAAGUCUAAAUGCUAUCUAACGCAGGGUGAAAAGGGUUCAGUCAGUGUUGGAACUGUAAGCUUUGAGUUAAUAUAUUAUAUAGACAAUCUACCUCAACUGGAAAUGACCAGAGGAGAUAUGUGUAAACGGGGAAAGUCACACUUUUAUGCCCUCAGAUUGUCUAAAAUGUGCCCUACUAAAAGUGCAUUAUUGGCCUGGUACCUUAUCAAACUAACCCUCAUUUAGGAGUGCCUUCUAUCUAAAGUACUGAUACAUAGCACGCACAAUAAACGCUGAAACUGAAUAUGAUUUUAAAAUGAUGCAAGGAACAAUUAAAUAAGAUAUUUCUCAACAAUUAUAUCACUCCAGUUGUGUAUUUGUUUUCCUAACCUGUAGGUUGAGGAACAUAAUUAAUCUUUGUCCUUUUUUCUGUAUCAUGGAACUUAAUGUUACCUGCCUCAAGUGCCUUUCAUGUUCUUUUUUAAAUUUUGUAUAUGUUUAUAUGUUUAAUGUUUAAUUAGACAACCAAAACAUUUAUUUAAGAUGUGUCAUAUUGUAUAUGUUGUUUUAAGCUACAUGAUUUUACUUUGUCAUGAAUUUUAUCAGAUGUACAAGGACAAUUUAAAAGCACUUUUAGAACACAAUAGGUCCCUGUUUACCCUUUUUAGUAUUUGCUGUUCUAAUAUGGACUAAAAUGCAAAUUGUAAUGGGCUAUUAAUUAAAUUAUGCUUUUUUGUUUAGAAAUGUACGAAGUCUGGGUUAAUUGAAUAACAGGAGCUGGGAAACUGUGUACCAUGACGUGCUGACAUAUCAACCACACACCACGCCUUCUGAUUUCGCUGAUUAGUUUCAGUUGAUCCUCUCGGCCUUAUUGAUCAGUGACGUCAGCUGCUGCAGUUUGCAGAGUCUUUGCUCCAUGAAACAAGACUACCCCUCCCUCAUCUCAAAUAUCCCCUAAAAUAUCAUAAGCACAUUUAAAAUCUGAAUGCUGUUUCAUGCUAUUCCACUGUCAUUGUUCUCACAUGUACACUGUAACAGUGAGCAUCCGACUUUAUACAAAAGAACUAUAUUUGUAAAGUGAGACAGUUUUUUCUUUUAUUUCAAGAUUAAAAACGUGUUUUUUCAUG